UCACAAGCUGCUUCAUUUCAUUAGACAGUUUGUGUGAAAUAUCCAGCAUUUUCGCACUUAGUUAGUGAACGGCUGCUGAACGCAAGAGGAGAAUCAUUGAUGAGAGAUUCAUUUUAAGAUUUUACUUCACUUUACCUAUUAUUUUAGUUCGGCAAGAAAGGAUGCAACGGCAUCAUGUACUCAGAAUACAUGACGAAAUUUUUGAUGAUUGAACUGAGGUCUCCGUGAAAAAUUAGCGACUUAUGUGCGAUAAUUAUUUGCUUAGUGAAUGAAAAAAGUAUCAAAAGUGAUGGAUACCAAAAGUUUAUUGAACAUUUUAUGAUCAAUACAUGUCAGUUGUAUAUUGGACAUUAACUUCGAGUAUAAAUAGUUUUCUGAGUGUCGUACGGAAUUUGUAUUGGGAUUGUAACUUGCAGUAUGAGGAUGUUGGGUUGGUUCUGCGCUGUAAUACUGUUCACACUGUUCAGUUCUGAGUUAGUCGAGUCGAAAUUUAAACCGCGAACAAACGAUAAGGACUUAAGUAAUUCACCCCAUACCAAUGAAGGUGAACACAAUGCAGCAUACGAUCAUGAUGCAUUUCUGGGGAGAGACGAGGCCAAGAGAUUCGAUGAUCUAACACCGGAAGAAAGCAAACAAAAACUGGGUGAGAUUGUGGACAAAAUUGAUUUAAAUAAUGAUGGUCAAAUCACUUCCGAAGAAAUGACUGUAUGGAUUAACAAAGUAUCCAGAAAAAUGCUCCUUGAUGAUGUUGAUCGCGCUUGGAAAGAUUUCGAAUUGCUAGACGAAGACAAGUUGCCAUGGGAGAAACAUGUUGACGAGCUGUUUGGUGAAGACGGAGAUUUAGAGGAUGAAGAUGAUGAAACAAAGAAAGCCUAUUCUGAAAAAGACAAGAGGCGUUGGAUGGCUGCCGAUGCAGACGGAGAUGGGAAGCUAUCAAAAAUAGAAUACUUAGCAUUCCUUCAUCCAGAGCAUGAACCAAAAAUGCGAGAUGUCGUUAUAAAGGUUAGCCCUGUGACAAACGAUGAAAACAACUUGUAUAUACUCCGCAAUCAUACGCUUACUCAAAAAUACCCUAUAUUCACUUGCGAAUAAUUCCAUAACAUUCAGGUUAUUUGGAGCAGUGUAUGCUCUGUGGAUUAUGGUAAUUCUAUUUAGACCGUAAUUUAUAGUUUUUAUUAGCCCAAAAAUCCAUGUUGGACCUACUUGAGCCUAUCACACCUCAUGGAGAAGUGUAGACCUCCCAACCUGGAUUUUCCAUUAAACACAGUCGUAAAUAAUGUUUUCCAGUUGCCAUUCGUUCAUUUGAUAUCCACUUCCAAUUUCUAACGCAGCAUGUUCCUUGGUCUUCUUCUUUUUGUCCCCCCUCACGAUCCCUAAUUAGCACUUGUUUAGUGUUCUAUCCACUUCAAACGUCGUUUUCUAAUUUCCUCUUCAACUGGAAGCUGGUUCGUUCUCUGCUACAGUAGGUUGUUGCUGAUGGCAUCUAGUCAACGAACAUUGAGUACAUUGCGUAAAACAUUGUUUAUAAAUAAGUAAAAAUCAAUAAAUUGAUGCAGAAACUGCUGCUACUCCGUAUACCUCGACCCUCAUUUGUUGGUGUGUAUGGGAUAGAAAAGCUAGGUUAUCUUUGAAGUCCAAAUUGUCUAGUUGCAUCUAAGCUGUCCAUUGUUUUCCAUGCUUCACCUGAAAUGUGGAGGUCUCUUCACAAUCCACCCGACCACGAGAAGACAGAGAAGGGGCGAGAGUAAGCAGCCUUGUCUGACAUAGAUCUUCACUUAGAAUGAGUGUCAGCCGUCAUCUAUGCACGACUUAGCAGUGUAGUCCGUCGUAUGAAUUCUGUUUGGUAUUGACGGUUUUCCAUGUUAAUUUCUUCCUUGUGUCAUAUAGUUGUUUGAUAUUUAUUUCACUUGCAGCUUUUCACGCUGUCAUUGCUAAGUGUUCUACGUAUUUCUGCUUGUUGGCCGUAAUGCUCCUCUUCACCCUCUUGUUUAUUUCUGUGUACUCGGUCUGUGACAUGGUUUCCUCUGCUUGUUGACUGCUGUUAAUUGCUGUCUUCUUCCCCUCUUAAGUCUUGGUAAUGGUUUCGGCCAAGAUGCAUUACUUAUGAUGAUGCUUCUUACGGCUUAGAAUCUCCUAACACGUUGAAGUUAGUGCUUCUCUGAUCCUCUUCCAGUUGUUCUCCAUAGUAGUUCCCUCUUCUUUUAGUGGAUCAUGUAUGGCUUGAAACCCAUUUCUGAGAGCUAUCUUGAAUUCGUUGAGUUUGUCAGUAUAUGGAAGAAAGGCUAUACAGAAUUUGUUUAAUGCUGAGUCUCCAGUUGUCCAGUGUUUCCUUAGCUUCAGUUUCUAAUUGGUCACAACCAGGUGGUGGUGAUGUGAAGGUAUGUCAGCUUUUUUCCUGGUUCUUCCAUGUAUCUUCUGGAUGUUUUAGUGAUGUAAAUAUGAUCGAUCUAAUUCUCUGUAGUGUGAUUUAGUGAGACCCAUGUAACUUCGUAUAGGAGUUUGUGUGGGAAUACUGUCACCUUCAACCGUUUGGUUGAAUGCACAUAAAUUUGCAAAUCUUUCUUCAUUCUCAUUCCUUUUUCUUAAUCAGUUCAUGUUGUCUCAUUAUAUCUUCCUACUUGGUAUUGUCCAUUCGGACCUUGGCGUUAAGGUCUCUCAUCAGGAUGGUCAGGUCCUUUCUUGGGCACCUCUCUAUGGCCGACUUUAGCGUCUCAUUAGACUGAUGUUUACCGUCUUAACUGCUAACAUUGGUGGGUCCAUGGCACUGAACAACAUUCAUUGUGAUCCCUUUUGUCUUUGUUUUCAAAGAAGGUUUGAUUAUUCUAGAUCCAGGAGAUUUCCAUCCUACAGGUGUUUCACGUGCUUUAGACAGCAUCAGUGCAACUUCCUGCGCGUAAACGUCAUGAUUCUGAAUGAAGAUCCUUCAACUUGGAGGGCUGAGUUUAAACAGUUUAAAUUGUUUAUUCUGGUUAGCACUUUUUAGCAAGGUUGUUUUCUACAGGAUGGUGUUGCUGAUCCUACGCCCAAUACUCCUCCUUUACCCGGGCUAGGGACCGACAGUAACCCUAGAAAAGCUGUAGAUGUUGCUAAGUUAAACAUAUCCAUGUAAUUUUGUAAUCGGUAGUAGUCGAGAUGAUUAUUGAAUAACUUGUUGCAAAUGCUUGGGACAUUUUUGUACUUCAGUGAGGAGUCCCUCAGCACUGAACCACAAACUAAUCAUUGCUUUUAAGACUCACAAGUUAGAGUGAUUUCCAGUCAAAUAUUCACAUUUAUCUGGUCCAAAUUAAACAUAUAUGAAUACUUAUUAUUGUCUAACACAAAUACCAAGUUUAUCAUUAAAAAAGUAAGCACAACAGCUUCAGUUUCAUCUCUAAUGUAAAUAAUUACUUCAAGUUACAUUAAGUUUUUAGACACUUUGUGGUUCAACUAUUUUAUUUGCUUUUACAAACCUAGGAAACAAUGGAAGAAAUUGACAAAAAUAAUGAUAGCUUCGUUGAUCUUGAUGAAUAUAUCAGUAAGUUUUCACUGUCGAUGUAUUUCUUCAGAUUUUUAUGUCGGAAAUAUUCGGUCGUCAAAACUUUAAUUGAGUUGUUAUUUUCAAACUCUAUUUUUGGCUAAACUACUGAUAGUAUAACUUUUAAGGUAGGCAGAAUAAGCCUGUUAAUGAGGUUGUAGAUGUCCAUUAAUUUAUAUUGUUUUGUCCUUUUCUAGGUAUUCUAAAUCAACAAGGCCUUUAUAAAUGAAGAACAUCCGUAGACUGCUAGUAUCUGACCAUUAGUACCCUUAAAGCAUAUGACAGGAUCACCUGUUACUUAACAAUAUACGUGUAGAGUGCUAGGCAAAGAUGGUAAAUCGACUGAUAAGAUAGUGGAUCCUCAUCAACCGACGUGGUCGGGACUACUUGCAUUCAAUCACCUCUUACUUUGACACUCGAUAUUUCUUGAUGUAGCAGAUUGAGGGGAAAAUAUAGGUAACCAAUUCAUGAUACCGGUCCAUGAAGUUAUUUUUAGUUAGUUAUGUUAGUGGGUGCUGAUCAUGUGGUUCAGGUCCGCGCUAUUGUAGCUAAUAAUUGGGUUACAAUCAGCCUCAGUGGUGCACAUACACUCAUUCUUUGUCUCUCCUUAAGUUCUGAGUUCCAAAAUUAUUUUGUAUUUUUCAUUCCCGCAAACUAGUUCUCGAAUCACAUUCUCUAUGCUUAAUUUGCUUUGCUAACACUGAUAUUACUACUUUCACUACGUUGAUAUAUAUAUCGUUAUGUUCACGUGCCGUGGCGUGGCAAUGUGGACCGAUGCAUAUAUUUACUAGUUUCUAUAUUGCUUUCGACUAACUUUGUCCGUCCCUGAUAGUAGUGGAACUAGGUGUAAGAAGGCUAAGGGUUAUCAGGUUUAUAUGUAAUACUGGUUUAUGGAGUCUCUAUCUCUUGGUUUAAAUUGUGGUACAACUGGGUAGGAUCGCUAACAAAACCAGAGAUCGAAUACAUGUGCUGUGAAACUAUUCGAUCAAAUUUAGACGAAUGUUCUUACGUAUUAUCCAUGGUUUAUUUCCCGAUUCUUAAAUAUUUUACUACCUAUUUCGACUAAUUGACAGACUAAUAUUGUGAUCAGUCGAGAUUAUCACGGGCUUUAUCACUAAAAGGUUAUUCGUUAGUAAUAACGGAACAAUUAAGUAUUUCCACUGUUAAUCAUCUUUAAUACUGAAGUUUUAUAUGGGCGGGUAGUCAACUAAAAUACUCGUUGAGUCUACAGAUUGUCACAGAAGGUACAGAAACUAGUUGAGCACAUAAUGGGGCAAAAAAUUAUCCAGUUGAUUCUAAAAUGGGAAUGUUUAACUCAAACUUUAAUGUCAAGUAGAAUUAAUUCUUUCACACUGAUUAAAUACUUGAGGACUUUGGCCUUCAAACAGUAUUUUUUCAUUCAUCUGACUACUGGUAAAUUAGCUUGAAGAGUUAGUGAAGUUUUACGCUUCAUCAUUGAUUUUUUAUUGGUACUCUAAGUAUCCUUAUUCGAUGUUUAUUGGGAAUUUGUCUUGUAGAAGAUCUGUGGUCUCCGAAUUCACCUAAUGAAACGGAGCCUGAAUGGGUUAAAACUGAAAGAGAGGAAUUUGCCAAACGACGCGAUAUUAAUGGGGAUGGAAAACUGGAUCUGGAUGAGGUCGGCAAAUGGAUCGUACCUGAAGAUUAUAAUCAUGUCCAAGCAGAAGUAACCCAUUUAUUCUCAGAAUCAGAUGCAGAUCAGGUAGAGCUUAUGUUGAUUAUUGUGCCUUCGUAAUUUUUCGUAAAUAUGAUCUCAGAUAUGACUAGUGUCUUUAUAAUACUUGUCAGUUUGCCAUUGUAGGUUUUUGUUGCUAUUUAUAUCAAGAGACUUAAAAGGUAAGAUGGCUCUUAAUUGUUUUCCAUGCUAAUCGUAACCUUGUAUUUUCCAACCAAAAAAUCAGUUUAAUAUUGAACUCUGAAGAUUUCCGGAUCUAGAGGAGUAUUUUUAUUCGAAUAACAUGUGAUAAAUAGUAUGUUAUCCUUUUCGAGAAAGCCUUUAUGCUAGUGUCAGCAAUAUAGACUUGUACAAUUAUGACCAUCCCCGUCAUUUACAAUGGUUACCAACUAUCAUUUUGUGUAUGGGAUACAUAUCGAUCUAAUUUGUUCUCGGUAGAAACAAAUUUUACUCAAACUUUUAUUUUGUCAAUUAUAUAUCGCGUAUUUUCUAAAAUUUCUGUUAAUAUUAUUUAGGAUGGAAAACUCAGCAAAAACGAAAUACUAAAUCGUUACGACUUAUUUGUUGGUAGCCAGGCAACCAAUUUUGGGGAAAUCCUAAUUGGUCAUGAUGAGUUAUAACAAUGUGAAAUCUGUCAGUGAAGUAAUCCGACAACCGAUUGUCUGUUAAAUAUCAUAAGGAUCUUUUUCUUUUAAAAGUCUAACAUUUUCUUGGUUCAUAGUUUCUAUCAGUUAUUAUACGUUAUUACCUCUAUUGCAUAAACACCGUUAAUUCAUAUGUUCUUGUUAAUCAACAAAAACUUUCAAAAACACUUGAUUAAUCAAGUGUGUCAAUAAAAUUUGUUGAAGGUCGUACAUUUUACAAGUGCCUAUUCUAGCGCUUAUUUUGUUUUUAUCUUACAAACAAUUUCGUCUAUAUUUUAUUCUCGAGCUAUCCGUUUAUUUUCAUUUUUUAUACUUUUUAAUCGUUUAUUUGUAUAUGAAUCAAAAUAGUUUAUUUGCCAGCUUCAUUUUUAGUUGAUCUCUUUUGUGCGCAUGCUUGUCAUUAAUAUGUUUUGUAAUGUAUAAAAAUAUAUUAUUACUUUACA
Molecule: messenger RNA, 6294 nt
Organism: Schistosoma bovis
Lineage: Eukaryota; Metazoa; Platyhelminthes; Trematoda; Strigeidida; Schistosomatidae
Source: the annotation of a GenBank genome assembly